CCCAGUCCCAGCCGAGAAAAAGGGGACGUCAUGGCCCCUCCAACCCCUCCCCAUCAACGAUAAGGGAUAAGGCCAACUACCGGCAGGAACGACUCCAGACGGGGAGACACCACAACUGUCAUGAUGGCAGCGAAUUUCUUAGCGCAAACUUUAGUUCAUCUCUGCCAUCAUCGCCGCCUCAACAAAGAGAAUACAUCAACAUGACGUUCGUUUUCGGAGCUUGCACCGCUACCACACCGGGCCUCUCUCCUCCAGCUACUUGAGAUGAACCUCUGGCAAUUAUCUCCCUGGACAAUGCCGCCAAGACCCAAAGAAACACCUUUGCCAUGACUCAAGGAAACGGAGAUCCCAAAAUGUCUUCAUCCAUUCCCAACCCCCCGAUCGGCACUCGGUCUCGUCGUCCCAACGGCGCGCUUGAGGACUUCCUGGACAACAAUCCGGAUCUCGAGCUGGGAGGCUCCAAAGGCUUCAUCACCGAGCGUGCUCACCACCAGAAAAUCUUUGGUAUUCACAAUCUGAAGAAGGGCGUAAAUGCCAUCGGCAGUGUCGAGUUUACGGCGAUCCGGGGCCCGCACGGCACGAUUCCCAUCCGGAUUCUGUAUCCCGAGUCAGCCGAAGACUGGAGAGACAGAGGCGAGGCAGGUGCACUAAUCUAUUGCCAUGGGGGUGGAUACACCGUAGGAAGCGUGGAUGAGUUCGAAAAUGGUUUGAGGUUGGUGGCAGAGAGGUCUGGCUGCCAGGUCUAUUGUUUCGACUAUCGCCCUGCCCCCGAGUUUCGAUAUCCUGUUCAACUGGAUGAGUAUGACGCUGUGAUCGACUGGGUUCAGAGCGAGGAGGGCAGGAAUCGAGGCGUGCGUGCCGAUCGUGUUGCUGGCGGCGGUGACUCAUCUGGAGGCAACCUGACUGCUGCAGUUUGUUUACGGCGCCGAGACAAGGGCAAGAAACCCCUCUGUGCCCAGAUUCUGGUCUACCCGACGGCUCGCCUUCCAUUUGACACCCUGGCAGCAAAGGAGAAUAGCUCGGGCUAUUACUUGCACACCAAUGGUAUCUUCAGCUUUGCGGCGCACUAUAUGCCAAGACCAUCAAAGGCGAAUGGUCCUUCACCACUGGAUGCAUACAUAUCUCCCGGCUACCAACCUGCAAAAGAUUUGGCAAACCAGCCCAAGGCGGCUGUUAUCACAAACGGAUUUGAUCCCUUGAGAGACGUGGGCAUCGAAUAUGCCAGCAAACUGAAGGAAGCAGGUGUCGAUGUCAAGUGGGUUCAUCAUGAAGACCUAAUUCACGGGUGGCUUCAAAUGACGCCGUGGUGUCACGCUGCUGGUGAUGCAACUCGAGAACUGGGGAAGCUUGUGGGAGCGAUCGUUUACGGCUAUGAAAAGGAAUGAUCCCGCUCGAAACAGGGCAACUCUGUCAUGGUGUCAUUGAUUCUGCACUGUAUGCUCUACCUACCUACACGUUUGAUAUAACCGUAUAUGUGCCGUCCAUGAUUCUAUCCA
Molecule: messenger RNA, 1496 nt
Organism: Podospora pseudocomata
Lineage: Eukaryota; Fungi; Ascomycota; Sordariomycetes; Sordariales; Podosporaceae
Exons: 2
Coding region: 327-1385 (352 amino acids)
Biological process (GO): triglyceride catabolic process
Cellular component (GO): cytosol
Molecular function (GO): triacylglycerol lipase activity; sterol ester esterase activity
Source: RefSeq, a predicted model, not a curated record